CUGCUGCUCUUGCAGGCGUGCCCGGCCGCCGUGUCGGCCCAGAAGCUGGACGAGAGCGACCCGGUGGUCGCCACCGCGUACGGCAGGCUGCGCGGCAUCAAGAAGGAACUCAACAACGAGAUCCUGGGCCCCGUGGUGCAGUUCCUGGGCGUGCCCUACGCCGCGCCGCCCACCGGCGAGCGCCGCUUCCAGCCACCCGAGCCGCCAGCGCUGUGGCCGGAGGUGCGCAACGCCACGCGGUUUGCGCCGGUGUGUCCCCAGAGCAUCGUGGAGGGCCGCCUGCCGGACGUCAUGCUGCCCGUGUGGUUCACCAACAGCAUGGACGUGGUGUCCUCCUUCGUCCAGGACCAGAGCGAGGACUGCCUGUAUCUCAACAUCUACGUCCCCACGGAGGAUGGUCCCCUUACAAAGAAACACACUGAUGAUUUAGGUGAUAGUGAACGCACGGAUGACGAAGACAUUAGGGAGAGUGGAAGCCCCAAGCCGGUGAUGGUUUUCAUCCAUGGGGGCUCCUACAUGGAAGGCACUGGGAAUAUGUUCGACGGCAGUAUCCUGGCCAGCUACGGGAAUGUGAUUGUGAUCACGGUCAACUACCGGCUGGGCGUCCUAGGCUUCCUCAGCACUGGCGAUCAAGCAGCCAAAGGGAAUUACGGCUUGCUGGACCAGAUCCAGGCCCUGCGCUGGACCAGUGAGAACAUAGCAGCCUUCGGCGGCGACCCGCUGCGAAUCACGGUGUUCGGCUCGGGCGCCGGCGCUUCCUGCGUGAACCUGCUCACGCUGUCCCACUACUCCGAGGGCAACCGCUGGAGCAACUCCACAAAAGGUCUUUUCCAGAGAGCCAUCGCCCAGAGCGGGACGGCUCUGUCCAGCUGGGCCGUCAGUUUCCAGCCGGCCAAGUACGCCCGGAUGCUGGCCAGGAAGGUGGGCUGCAACCUGGAGGACACCGUGGAGCUGGUGCUGUGCCUGCAGAGGAAACACUACAAAGAGCUCGUGGAUCAGGACAUCCAGCCAGCCCGCUACCACAUCGCCUUCGGCCCCGUUAUCGAUGGGGAUGUUAUACCUGACGACCCUCAAAUACUGAUGGAGCAAGGCGAAUUCCUCAACUACGACAUAAUGCUGGGAGUGAACCAAGGCGAGGGCCUGAAGUUUGUGGAGCUCAUCGUGGACAACGAAAACGGCGUCCAGGCUAACGACUUCGACUAUGCCGUGUCCAGCUUUGUGGACGACCUGUAUGGCUACCCAGAGGGCAAAGACAUCCUCAGGGAGACCAUCAAGUUUAUGUACACUGACUGGGCAGACAGGCACAACCCCGAAACCCGCCGGAAGACGCUGCUCGCCCUUUUCACCGAUCACCAGUGGGUGGCACCGGCCGUUGCCACGGCGGACCUGCACUCCAGUUUCGGCUCGCCAACCUACUUCUAUGCCUUCUAUCAUCACUGUCAGACGGAACAGGUUCCUCCGUGGGCGGACGCAGCGCACGGAGACGAGAUCCCAUACGUGUUCGGCCUGCCCAUGAUCGGCCCGACGGAGCUGUUCCCCUGUAACUUCUCCAAGAACGACGUGAUGCUCAGCGCCGUGGUCAUGACCUACUGGACCAACUUCGCCAAGACGGGGGACCCGAACCAGCCUGUUCCCCAGGACACCAAGUUCAUCCACACCAAGCCCAAUCGGUUUGAGGAAGUGGCGUGGACGCGCUACAAUCAGAAAGACCAGCUUUACCUGCACAUUGGCUUGAAGCCUCGCGUGAAAGAGCACUACCGCGCUAACAAGGUCAACUUGUGGCUGGAACUGGUUCCUCACCUACACAGCCUCAAUGAGGUGACCCAGCUCAUCCCCACCACCACCAAGAUCCCUCCACCAGAGGUUACCAACCGCACACCAAAGACCAAAGUUAUGGUGACCAAGCGACCGAACCCAACUCCGUUUCCAACCGAGACCCAGGACAGCCACAACCAGCCCCGCCUGGUGGACCAGCGCGACUACUCCACCGAGCUCUCGGUGACCAUCGCCGUGGGAGCGUCCCUUCUUUUCCUCAACAUCCUGGCCUUCGCCGCCCUCUACUAUAAAAAGGACAAGCGCCGACACGACGUCCACCGCCGCUGCAGCCCCCAGCGGAGCGCCGCCAACGACCUGGCCCACACUCAGGAGGAGGAGAUCAUGUCCCUGCAGAUGAAGCAGCAUUCGGACCUGGACCGGGACUGCAGAGGGGUGGGGGACUCUCUGCACCCGCAUGACGUGGUGCUGAGGACUGCCUGCCCACCGGACUACACUCUGGCCAUGAGGCGCUCUCCGGACGACAUCCCGCUCAUGACGCCAAACACCAUAACCAUGAUCCCCAGCACCAUGGGAGGGCUCACCUCGCUCCACUCUUUCAACACCUUCCCCAGCAGUGGGCAGAACAACACCUUGCCCCACGCGCACCCACACUCACACUCCACCACCCGGGUAUAGCCUCACGGACGCAUCCACUGCAGGCAGGGACUCUGUCGGCGGAGGCCAAGAGCUAACAUCGCUGCUGGAGCAGAGACUUGAGGCCCACCUGCUGACAAACCACAGAUAUACGUUAGUAAAAGCCAGCCUGAAGUCGCCGGAUACUAAUGGAAUUACGCUGGGAUUGUACGACGACGUGUUCAUACCCGAGGGAAUACAGUCAAGGGUUUGGACCGGAUUGGGGAA
Molecule: messenger RNA, 2676 nt
Organism: Salarias fasciatus (jewelled blenny)
Lineage: Eukaryota; Metazoa; Chordata; Actinopteri; Blenniiformes; Blenniidae
Gene: nlgn1
Product: neuroligin 1
Exons: 10
Coding region: 292-2451 (719 amino acids)
Cellular component (GO): membrane
Molecular function (GO): neurexin family protein binding
Source: RefSeq, a predicted model, not a curated record